AAAUCAGUCUCGUCUCAUUGACUUUGUUUCCACCAGCUCUCUGUUGUCCACAGCAUAGCGGGACCUUACGUUGCAUCACUAUCUUCCCGAGGUGACCUAUCAGUACGGUACGAGAUCAUGGGCAUCGACGCUGCUGCGGUCGGUCCAUUCUUGGGCAAGCCCUCCCGCGAUGACCUGGUCGUUGCUCUCGGCGGGCAAUCAUCGUCGUCCUCUUCAGCCGAUAUCAAGUCUUAUCCUGACGCCGUCUAUCAUAAUCAUUACUCCCACGGCUUCUCGUGCUGUUUUAAUCCCACCUCCACGAACUCUCCAGAUGCCGUCUUAUCUCAAGUGGACAUAUUCAAUCCACCUUCCGGAUCAGUCAGUCGCAAGAAGGCGUCAUGGACAGGAUACACAACUCCAAGCUUGCCGAUCGUGCUGCGCUUCCCUACCACCUCACUUUCGGUACCAACUCCGGAUGGCAAGCCUUCUACGAUAACUCGACCAGACAUUCUGGAAGUUGAAAAGCAGACAACUGGCAAAGACUUUGUUGCGUGUCUGGGAGAACCGAGUCGUAAAGGUGGUGGCCAGGGAUUCGUAUCUCCAUGGUUGGAAUGGGGUGACGUGGAGCUCAAAUCUGGAGAAAGUAGCAUUGCAAAGGUUGGCAUCAUGGUCGAACUCAGAGAUCCAGGAGCGCACGAAGUUUUGUCGGACGAGCAGAAAACGAAAGGAGCUGGAGGUGUGUGGGAUAGAGCGAGCGGAUGGACGUGGGGUAGUCUCAAGCUCUUUGACCCGAACGACAAACGGUGAAGCGAAGCUUGAAAGGAUCCAAGAAGUGCGUACA
This is a messenger RNA of Kockovaella imperatae, 820 nucleotides long. RefSeq lists its product as hypothetical. Bases 118 to 786 code for a protein of 222 amino acids. The transcript has a single exon. The record is from RefSeq and is a predicted model, not a curated record. NCBI's taxonomy places the organism in Eukaryota, Fungi, Basidiomycota, Tremellomycetes, Tremellales, Cuniculitremaceae.